CACGCAUUUCUGACUCUCAAUUGGUCCGUUUGCAAACGCACCGCAAACACACAAACCUUCCGUGAAAAUCUAUCUUUCGUCAAAGUUGCUUUUCCUCGCGGUAUUCAAUCAACAGCAACUGUAAGUAACGAUCGACGUGUUUAUUGAUCUUUUGGUCGGUAUUUUUAUUCAUUGAGAUAUAAAGUGGAAUUGAUAUUCAUUAUUAAAGAAUUCUUCUACAGAGGUGCCUCUUGAAUCCGAAAUUAUUAAUCGGGCCGACCGCUGUUGCUCUCAAAUGCAAUAAAUAGAGAGAAUCCAACCCAACUCAAUUCGAUUCAAUUAUUUCGUUUCCGUUUUCAACCUCCAACUUCCGAACGUCAACAAAUAUCAAUUGUCAUCAAUAUCAACAUCCUUUCGAUGAUUUAAUACCUUACCCCUAUAAGAAUUCAAAAGGUUACCGCAAAGUUCAUCUACGGUUGAAGUAAAGUAAGGGGACAAACCACGACACGAGAACAAAGAUGAUGGAUCAUUCCCGACUUGCACAACAAGCAAACAAUUCAACUGCUAGUUCGGAUUCCUCCACUACACCUGGAGAUACACGCACUAGCAACGAUGGUGUUGGCUCUGUGAAUACGAAUGCAUCCUCUGGCCACAGUGACGGAACGGGGGGUAGCAGCAAUUCCAACAAUCGGGUAGCAGUCGAUAAAUCCACCAACUCACUCUUGUUGGACAAUUACGUCGACAACACAUUUGAAAAGGUCGAGCUGGACUUGGACCGCACCCUUACACUUGAUAGCUGGGCGGGAUCUGGACUCGAUGUGGGACCGACACAGAGCGUCUCAAAAAUCGGACUUUCUUCAAAACUGGGUGAUAUAGGGGAUGACUUUGAAGAACCAUGGAAGAAAAUUGCAGAUUCAUAUUUCAAAGAGUCGACAACGAAUAGUUUUGAUGAUCAGGAUGCGCAAACGCAGACGCAGACGCAGACGCAAAGCGCUCUACACAACCAGCAGGCACCGGAACUAAUGGAAGGCACCGGAGAUUCGAACUCUUCCAUGAGUGUGUUGCUCGGUCUUCGUCCUUCUGGAAAAUCUGGAAGCUCAAAGGGGAGUAGCAACAUCUCCGACAAUUCGAUUGAACGAUUGCUUCGCGGCGCUGACGCGCCUUUUGAUAAGUCGAAUUAUUCUUUUGAGAAGGUUUUAGGCGGCUCUGACAACUCGUUAAACUCGUUGGACAAAAUAAUCUCAAUGGAUUUCGACACAACCGACACCGACCGCACCAAUACUCACCUUUCAGAUUACAAUGAUCACGCUUCAAAUGAUAUGGAUUCGGAAAUGCUAACCCUUUUGCCUACCGACGUAGACCAGGUAGUCUCCGCCAAUGACUUCAAGAUAAACAACGGUCGCAAUUUCUCUGCUACCACCAACAACAAAUCGGCCAGCGUCGAUCCGAGUUUGACUUUGAAUCAGCAACAAAACGUCGACAACGCGGGCGACAGCGGCAAGUCCUACAACGACGACGAACUGUUGGCCUCGUUGAGAAACGCGGUCAGCGACAGUGACCACACAACUUCCGUCGAUGGCGCCGCUGCGAAAGAAAACGAGGAUGACAAUCAUUCUUCUACUGUCACUAGCAACUCGGCCAGCAGCACCACCCAUCCGAGUUUGAAGAACAACGACCGCCAACACAAAUUUGACGGCGCUUUUGACAGCGAGAGUAGUCUACCCUCUAUAGAAGUUGGAAACAUCCCCUCGUCAACCUCAGAACAACAAACUGGGCCGAGAUCUAAUUCACCUUCUGUACAUCCAUUUUUGCCUUCUAAUUUAUCCCUUUCCGACCAUGCUCGUCGUGACUCGCAGCGGCGGCGGCAGCAGCAGCAGCAGCAGCGGGAACCAUACCUCAAGGACCAGCAGCAGCAACAACAAGGCAAAAGAAACAAUUCCAAUGCCCACUCUUCGAUAGUAAACAUUGUCAAUAACCAGUUGCCUCAGCU
Pseudo-nitzschia multistriata is the source of this 1969-nucleotide messenger RNA. NCBI's taxonomy places the organism in Eukaryota, Bacillariophyta, Bacillariophyceae, Bacillariales, Bacillariaceae. The record is from the annotation of a GenBank genome assembly.